GAAGACCAGUAACGGCUAGGCAAUUGGGGUUAAGUGGCUUGCCCAAGGUCCCACAGCUAAGAAAUGUCUGAGAUCAAACUUGAACACAAGACUUUUUAUCUCCAGGUCUGGCUUUCUAUCCACCAAGCUACCCAGCUGCCUUCUCAUCUGUAAAUUGUGAAGUAUAUUAAUUUGUAAUCGAAUAAUGAUCUCUGAGAAUUUUUUAAAGGAUCUGAGACUCAAACUAAAAAGAGACCAACUUUACAAUAUGAUUUAUUCAUUCUGUCUGGUUCAUUUUCUUAGGAAAAUAAGAUAUAUUUGGGCAAAAGCAAGCUUAAGAUUGGAAAUAGGAGAUAGUGUUAUGGGUGUGGAAGGAUACCCUUUGGGGUUCGGAAAGGAUACCUUUUGCAAGCAUGCAAUGACUCCAGACUUAGCUUAAAAACAAAAAGAGAUUUAUUAAUUUAGGAAGUAAUGUUGAGAGUGGCCAGGAGGAUAGCAAGGUAGAACAGCAAGGUUGGGGGCAGUUCCUUGGGAGGACAGCAUGAAAGGAAAGGCUGUUCCUCCAUGAGGACAGCAUGGAUGGAGAGGCUGUCCCCCAGACAACAUCAGUUCUGGGAUUUAUAUACUCUUCAGAUGCUCUGUCCAGGUGUGGACAUGACCAGAAUGUUAGUCCCUCAGGCAUUUGGUGGGGUGGUCAUCUGCCUGGAGGCAUAGAGAUUCAUUUCUUUGUCCACCUUAAAUCUAGAGGACAAAAGAGGGUAAACAUCUCAGGACCCUGGGUGGGGUCAUUGGGUGUUUCUAGGUUAAGAGUCACAAGGAUGCAAGGGCAAAGGAGUUUUCCCUGAUAAUAGUUGGCCUGGGUUUCUGGGGGGUACAGUGCCCAUGUCAAUAGGAUAAUACAUUUUCAACAAGAUUUCCACAUUGGCUGUCUCUUAAGUGUAUAUGAAAAGUGUUGAAGCAUUUCUGUAUAUUCAAUUCUGUUAUGACACUGAGAAGUUAUACUGUUUAUGUUAAGGAUGCAGAUUUUGCCUUAACACAAGGAAAAACUUCCUAACUGUUAGCUUAAAAUGGAAAGGGCUUAAAAAAAAUGGAAAGGGCCAACUUAGAGACAUCAAAGGUCUUUAAGGAGUUGUAAAAUAACUUAGUCUUGAGUUGUAGUUGAGAUUCAUGAUUUGAUUAGAUACUGGACUAGAUAACCUUUGAUUCUCUGUUUUAAAAAUUGAUUUUUCUAAGUUUUUUUGGUAAUGCUCUAUUGAAUGAAGUUAUUUACCCUGAGUCAAGUGUCAUUUUAAAAAAUAAUAUAUGAAAAGAACAUACUCCUUUAGGUAAAUUUUUACAAACUGCAAAUUUCCCCCAAAUGUGUAUGCUUAUAAUUAUCUUACAGGUGAUUAGAGGUCAGUCAGGCUCCAGUCUUAUGGGGAAUGACUAUUCCUUGCCCCUGAUUUUUGACAAUGAAAUAGUACCUUUCUCAAAUUUUUUUAUAGUUAAUUUUAACUCAAUUCUUUAAAAAAUGCUAGCACCUCCUGCUGCCUACAUUUUAAAGGCAUUUUCCAUGUUUAUUAAAGAAAAUAAGAUGAUUGUCAUUCAGUUCUUACAGAUCAGAUGCAAAGUUUAAGAUAUUUAGAUAUUCCAUUCUGAAUAAGAAUCUAUUUCUCUUGUUUCCCCUGGUUAUUUUGUGAAGCUAGAGUUUUCAUCCAUUUGCACUUAAAUAGCCUCUCUAGGAUAGAAGUGAUGGGGGAUGGGGUGAGUUAAGUUUGCAGUCUCCAUAUUAAUUCUGCAAUCUUUUCAGGGUAUUGGGUUAGUAACAAUCCAGUAGUGAAAGGGCCCAUUAGGUAAAUUUGGCUUUAAGAAUGUUAAUUGAAAGUCCCCUUCACCCAUUCAAUCCUUUUCUCUCUGCCUUUCUUCAGUUGCUGGGGUCCCAUGGUGACCAUCAUUGAAAGAAAUCAUCCUCUUCAGCAGUUACACAACACCAUGGCAACUGGGACAUCAGCUGAGCUGGAUGGUUGCUAAAUACACAGCUAGAGGCUUCCUUCCUACUUUGAAGCAGGCACUGAGCCAGGGCAAAGGCGGAGAAUAGACAUGAACGUGCUCGAAAGCUUCUACCGUGAUCUGUGGCUGUUUGGAGACUCCUGUUCAAGGGGGAUUACUGGCAGAGAACACCCAAGGAGAAGACAUCUGAGAUGAGGUCAUGAGUAAGGAUUAUUAGAUGGGAAGAUCAAGAAAAUUCCAUAGAUAGUAUAUACCUGGAUGUCAGCAUGGCAUUUGAUGAAGCUUUUCAUGAUGUCUUUGAGGACAAGAUGACGACGUGUAGGCUAAAUGAGAGUAUAGUCUGGUGGAUUUGGAAUUGGUUCAGUAACUGGACUCAAAGAAUGAGUUGAGGGAGAAAGGAUGAACAUGGGUUUUGAUCACACAACAGAUGAGAGCAAACCUCUUCUGGUCAUCCCAACAGUAUUGGUGCCACUUCAGAACAACAGCCACCUUAAGACAUCUCUGCGUCUGAUGGGUCGUGAUAUGACAGAAUUAUACAAGGAAUACCAACUGGAAAGAAACCACACCAACUUGGCAUAUGAAUCAACGCCAGGAGAAAUUGCCACAGUCAGCGUGGUUUUUGGGAUUCUGUGGUUGUUUUCAGUCUUUGGAAAUGUCCUGGUUUGCUUGGUCAUCCAUCGGAGCAGGAGGACUCAGUCCACCACCAACUACUUUGUGGUUUCCUUAGCAUGUGCUGACCUCCUCAUCAGUGUGGCCAGUGCUCCUUUUGUCUUGCUCCAGUUCACAUCUGGUAGGUGGACACUGGGUAAUGUCAUGUGUAAACUGGUAAGAUACUGUCAACACCUCACACCAGGGGUACAGAUCUAUGUACUACUUUCCAUCUGUAUAGACAGGUUCUAUACAAUAGUUUACCCUCUGAGCUUCAAGGUGUCCAGAGAAAAAGCCAAGAAAAUGAUUGUGGCAUCUUGGAUCUUUGAUGCAGCCUUCAUGUCACCUGUAUUCUUUUUCUAUGGUUCCAGCUGGGAUCAGCAUUGUAAUUUUUUCCUCCCUUAUUCUUGGGAUGGGACUAUGUAUGGUAUUAUUCACUUUCUGAUAGGUUUUGGGAUUCCAUCCUUCUUCAUUAUUAUAUUCUACCAGAAGGUCAUCAAAUAUAUUUGGAGGAUAGGCAUUGAUAGUCGAACAGUGAAGAGGACAAUGAACAUUGUUCCAAGGACAAAAGUGAAGACCAUCAAAAUGUUCCUGAUGUUAAAUCUAAUAUUUUUGCUCUCCUGGCUUCCUUUUCAUGUGGUUCAACUCUGGCACCCACAUGAAAGAGACUAUAGGAAAAGCUCCUUGGUUUUCACAGUGAUCACUUGGAUAUCAUUCAGCUCUUCAGCCUCUAAACCUACUUUAUAUUCCAUUUAUAAUGUCAACUUCAGGAGAGGGAUGAAGGAAACUUUUUGUAUGUCUUCAAUGAAAUGCUACCGAAGCAAUGCCUAUACUAUCACAACCAGUUCAAGGGUGGCCAAAAAAAAUUAUGUUGGCAUUUCAGAUAUACCUGUCACAGCCAAAACUGUAACCAAAGACUCAAUAUAUGAUUCAUUUGACAGGGAAGCCAAAGGAAAAAAGCUUGCUUGGCCCAUUCAUUCCAAUUCGCCAAAUACUUUUGUUUAAUUUCUUGCCAUUCUUUUGAUAACUAGUACGCACCAAAUAGCUUUAAAACUUCAGGAAUAGGUGGAUAUUUACUUUUUUGCAUAUAACUUUUAGGGGGAAAUGUUUUAUUUUGUUAAGAUGCAUUGAUUUGAUUGUAAUAGAGUAUUUUAAAAUAAUUUUAGUUAUUUCCUAGUUUUCAUUUACAUUAGAAUUUAUGUUGACCAUAUUUUAUAGCUAUGAAGUAGAUUGUAUUGGAAAUCAUCCAUUAAUGGUUUAAAAACAAAACCCUGCAAACCUAGCCAAGGCCAUAGAGGACACACAAAGAUCCUUUUUAUAAGUGCUACUUUUCUUGUCUGUAAAAGUGUUUUGCUACUCUGGGGCUUCCGUCACUUGGUUUCAUUUUCUCGAACCUAUGAAAUAACCCCAGGCUAAUGUUGUUUACUUGCCUUAUAAAACUAACAUUCCUCCAUGGGAAUCAUAGAUGAUUUUGGAAAACAGCAUGUGCCCUCAAGUCAGUGAUCAGUUUUGCCUCUAGGUUCUUGAUCUACUUCUUACUUUCUCUCUGAUUAUUUCCUAAGGUGAUUGAUGAAGCCCCGACAGCUUCAGCAGCCAACUUAAUAAUUUCUUCCCAUUUGUUUCUUUUUCUUUUUUUCUUUCUUUUUUUCCCCAUUUGUUUCUAAUAUGGGUUAUAUUUAGAAUGUUUAUUUCCUUUCUUUGAUCUAAAUAUUAUUGAUGCAAUUUAGUGGGUGCAUAUGCCAUGCCCAGAAAAUGCCAAGGGUAGGAGUGGCAGAUGACUUUUCCCCUUUUUUUGAUAGUUCAUAAAAAGACUAUGUGCUUCCUUCAUCUCCAUCAGUCCUCACCAUCCCAACAAUUACAUGAAACUAAAGAACCCAUCUUUCUUCCCAAGCCCCAAGGCCCCAGAUCAGAAAGCACCCUCCCAGUCAAACCCAUUUCCAUCUCAUCAUUCUUUGGUCACAUUGUUCCUCUACGUACUUCAGACCUAGCUCUCCAGUUAUCUAUCUCUCUUCUCUCCCUACCCAAUCACAUUGCUUUCAGUUAAAAAUAAAGGGCUCAUAGUAAAUUCUUGAACGCUUAUCAGAGAUCCCCUGCCUUUAAACUGUGGCCUCAGUUUACUCCUUUUACCCUCACUUCAGUUGUAAGUGACUAGGGGAUCUGUCCUAGCUGGUAGUAAGACCCCAUUGACUCUCAGCAAACCAAACCCUGCGUUCACCUCUAUACUUUUAUAGUGGAAAGAUGAUUCUACUUUGUCUUCUCACACACACGCAUGCAUGCACACACAUGUGCAUGCACAUACACACAUGCACACACGCACACCUUUCUAAAGAAAACAAGCAUAGAAAGCUUUGCCUUUUUCUUAUUGCCUCCUAGUAGCCAGCGGGGUUGGCGAGGGAAUGCUUCUCAUUCUCAGCUCUAGAAGGUUGCUGCUCCUUCUCCUUACCACUGUCUCACCUUAGAGAUAAGGUGGAACCUGAGGCUAGGGCUCAAGGCCUGGCAAUGUUCACCUUUUUGCUGGCCCCUUUUGCAAGUCACAGGUUCCUGAGCCAACCAGCAAAAAUGACCUCAUGAGUUCAGUGACUUGCCCCCAUGAACAAGUUCCAAAGCUGACAAAGAUACUCUCUGUGCCCGUUCACUUUUUGGCCCCCCCAGAACCCUUCUGAGUUUCUGUGAUCUGGUAUUUCAGACUCUUCUCAGACUAUUGCCUUUCUCAGUCCUAAAGCUGAAUGGAGCAGGCUGUGGUGCACAUUUGGAUGAAAAUCUGGACAAAUUCCCAAAACUUCAAAGAACAACAUUCAAUCUCCUCUUUGCCUAGCAACAGUCAGGAGUUAAAAACAUGAGCAGCUGGGAGGUGGGUGUUUUUUAUUCAUCUUCAUUGGAUAGCUAAGAAAACUGUGUCCUGCUCCCCAAGAUCUCACAUACGCUUGACCUAGCCAUCCAUGCAAGCCAACAUCCUGUUUCUUCUCCAUUUCAUGCUUUGACUCCUGGAAGGAGUUACCCAUAUUCAUUGCUUCCAUUGCAAUCUGGUCUCUACUGCUAAAUCAAGUGGUCCCCUCCCAGGCAUCAUUUAAUUUGACCUCUGUUAAGAUACCCCCUCCCUGCUCCUCCAGGAUAUUCCUCUCUUCCUUUGGAAACCUUCUCUUGGUUUUCCUUCUACCCGGUUGACCAUUCCUCAGGCUCCUUUACUCAAUCAUUAUUCGUUUCCCGCUCUGUCUCAUUCUCUCCCUACCUAAUGAGGUAAAUUAAUACUAGAUUGUAUUGUUUCAUAACCAGUAUUUCUCCGCAAAUCCAUCCAUUUACUCAGACCCUAAGCCAGCUUGAGCUGAGGCUCCCCUCCUCCAGGGAUGCCUAUUAUGUCUUUGCCUCUCCCAGUCAAGAUUUGGGGUGACCUGGUCUAAAAAAAUGGGGGAAAUCCUGAUGGAAAUGGCUUGGUUUUGUGACCCAGACUUCUGGGUCUCCUGGGGCAGCUAGCAUUUCUUGAGUGUCAGAGAGGGUAUGAUCAGGAACAUCUCUCUGAAAGCCUGCCCGCUCUCCCUAGCUGCACAAUGAGCCCUGCCCCAACAUCUAUGAAGUAAUAGGGAGGAGCUGAGAAAUAAUUACCCCCAUCAUUAAAAUGGCACCAAUCAAGAUUGCCUUAUGUUUACCAGGGGAGAUCCAGAUAAUGUAUUAUCAGGUCAAUCAGAUGGAAGACACACCUAGGUUUAAAUAGAGACUGAUGAGAAGACUCCUUUAUUAAUAUGCCCUGUUAAUAAAGGUCAUCUCUCUGGGAGAGUUGCCUCAGUUUACCCUUUUAAAAUUCCACUGGUGACAAUAAUCUCCUGGAGCUCUCCUAAGCAAACAUUGUGUUCAUGAGUUCCUAUAUGCAGAGGAUUCACAUGUAUUUUUCAAGCCCUAAUUUUUCACCUGAAUUGCCAACUGUUAGGCAUCUUCCCCUUGGAAGUUCCAUCAUCAUCAUGACUACAGAAUGCCCAAAACAGAACUCACUAUCGUUUCCCCUUAAUCUGGCAUCCCUCCAAAUUUCCCUAUGUCUCUAGAGGGUACUACCAACCUUCCAGUGACACGAGUUCACAACCUUCAAAUCUUCUUUGACUCUUCCUCCUUAACUCUCUACAUCUAAUAAGUGGACAAGUCUUUUUAACUCUGUCCAUAUCACAUCUCUUACAUCUAUUCCCUUGAAGACCACUUCUCAAGACCCCCAUCACCUCUAACACAGAGUACUGCCAUAGCUUCUUCAUUGGCCUCCCUACUUCUAGUCUUUUCCCUUUACAAGCUACUAUCCACAUAAUUGCUAAAUUAAUAUUUCCAAGACAUGUCUGAUCAUGUCAUUCCUGUGCAAAAGAAGAUUCUGUAACUUCAAUCUCCAAGAUAAGACAGAAAUUACUAUAUCUGUCACUUAAAGCCAUCCACAAUCUGAUUCCCCCUUUAUGGACUAAUUCCAUACUGCUUCCCUUAGUGCAUGCUACAUUCCAGAUCUCCAACCUUCGUGCCUUUGCACAGGCUUAUUCCCCAUGCCUGGGAUGUAUUCUUUUCUUCCCUCCACCCAGUAGAUUCCCUAGCUUCCUUCAAGACUCAGCUAAAAUUGAGCUCCUGUACUGAGGCUUACCUAAUUUCUCUCUCUCUCUCUCUCUCUCUCUCUCUCUCUCUCUCUCCCUCUCCCUCUCUCUCUCUCUCUCUCUCUCUCUCUCUCUCUCUCUCUCUCUCUCUCUCUCUCUCUCUCUCUCUCUCUCUCUCCCUCUCCCUCCCUCUCUCUCUCUCUCUCCUCUCUCUCUUUCCCUCCCUCUCUCUUCUCUCUCUCCUUCCUUCUCUAUCCUCUCUCUUCUCUCCCUCCCUCCUUCCCUCUCUCCUUCCUUCCCUCUCUUCUCUCUCUCCCUCCUUCCCUUCUCUCUUUCCAUUCUUCCCUCUCUCUCAUCUCUCCCUCCCUCCCUCUCUCUCCCUCCUUCCCUCUCUCUUCUCUCUCUCCCUUUCUCUCUUUCUUUCUCCUUCUCUCCCUCUCCCUCCCCUCCCUCUCUCCUACCAUAUUAGUGAGUUCUCCCACCUCAGUUCUCCUUGCACUAAAUUUAUCUGUUUGAAUAUUGAGUUCCCUAGUAGAAUGUAAGCUCCUUGGGGGCAGGGACUGUUUCAUUUUUAUUUUUGUAUUUUCAGUGCCUACCAAAGUGCCAUGCAUAUAGUAGGCAUUUAAUAAAUGUUUGUUGAAUUGAGUUGAAUUGACUAUGCAUAGUGAUACAGAGUCUACAAAGUACCCACGUCAUUGGGAUAGAGCAAGAAGAAACUAAUUGGAAGCAAUGUCUUGCCCAGCAUGCUCAAAUUCCCAAAUUGCCUUGGGUCAGUCACUUGCUUUUUUCCCCCUUUUUCUAAAGUUGUGUAUAAAAUGAGGAAUUUGAACAAUAAUAUCUCUAAAACCUUUCCUUGUCCAAUAUAUUAUUGUUUCUUUGUCUCCCAUAUAGAGGAAAAGUCACAUACAAUUAAAAUGGUCUUUGAUUU
Molecule: messenger RNA, 8097 nt
Organism: Monodelphis domestica (gray short-tailed opossum)
Lineage: Eukaryota; Metazoa; Chordata; Mammalia; Didelphimorphia; Didelphidae
Source: RefSeq, a predicted model, not a curated record